GCCGAAACAGUGAUUGGAAAUUUUCUGGUUCUCGAACGACGGCGGCACAUUUUCGACAUUUUCGAGUUUCUUUCGAUUUUCCAUCAAAAUCAGUUUAAUUUAUAACAAUUUUCUAUUGUUAGGGUUUGGGCAGCUGUAUGUCCCAACAAAGGUAAGUGAUUAACUGGUGAUUGUGACCAAACUAGCGAAAAAACUGGCUAAAAAUGGGAAUCGUCGGUCUGGUCACGUUUCUCACCCGAAUCGGUGGCUGCCGUGGGGUGAACAUUCUGGACGAGAUCCAAAAGUGCGACAAAAAGGAACCGCUCAUCGUGAUAGAUUUGCUCAAGGUGAUAUGUUCGCUGAGUGGUCCGAUGGAUGAGCAGAUAUACGGCUGCCGGAACCAGUUUGCCUGGACGUACGCGACCCAGUUCUGCGAUCGGAUGAUCGAGGCCGGUGCUCGGCUGGUGUUCUUCAUCGAUGGCAAGCUGCAGGAGGGUAAAUAUAAGCACUGGAUCCAACGGCAGGAGAAGGUCUACGCGGAAUGUUUGAAGAAGCUGGAAAACAUUCCGGCGGAGUUCCGAGGGAACAAUCGUGGAAACAUCCAGGGCAACGUGGUGAAACAUGCGUUCAUUGCGGCCCUGGUGGCCGCCGCCCGGAAGAAGGGAGUGCUCAUCACCACGUACGAUGUGGAAUGCGAUCGGGAAUUGGCCGCCUUCGCACGGAAACAUGACGCAUUGGCCAUCAUCACUGGGGAUUCGGAUUUUCUGAUCUACGAGGGCAACUUCCGGCUGUGGUCCACUUCGGAUUUGAAUUUGGAACUGAUGAGAACCGUAGAAUGGAAUCGGGAGGAGUUGCGUAAGGCGUUGAAGUUGGAGUGGACUCAUAUGCCGUUCUUCGCCGCGGUCGCCGGAAACGAUCAUUUCAAGAAUCGACCGUCCGGAGUGUGCACCUUUUACAAUGUGGCUCAGAAGGUACGGGAGAUGAACCUGAGGUACGGCUACACGAGGAUUUCUAUCGAAUUGUAUGACAAAAUUUUCCGGAAGCGUGAUGAAAAUUUUAAGAUUAGCUUCGAAGAAGCUGUCAAGCUGUAUGAUACGGACUACACGGUGCGGAAACCGGUUGUUCCGUCGGAGAUGCGCCACUACCCGAACUACGCCGUUUGCAUAAUCCGCGGUAUUCCGGGUUCGAUUCGCCUGCCCUGUUUGGACCUCCGAGAAGCGGAAUAUUCCCAAAUCGCCCUGCAAAUCUAUCGCCGUCAGGUGGGCGUUCUGUUCCGGCACCGGCCGGUCGUGUUCGGACAGCUGCUCACCUCGCCGGUGUUCAUCAAACCGAAUCACUACGAUACGUACAAGAUCAUAGCGACCACCCCGAUUACCCCUCCUCUGGCGGUAAAAGUUCCGCUGGCGGAACAACUGUACUCACUCGAUCCGCAAGUCUCGAAGAGCCUGCAAGAGGUCAAGUAUCGGCUGCUGACCUGGCUCGUAUCGGAUACGCUUACUUUCGAAGAAGUAUGCCACAUCAAUCCCAAGUAUCUGCUGGACGUGUUCACGCUGUACUUUUUGGUUGAGAGAAACCUUCUCGACAUAACCACAGCGGACAUCAUCCUGGUGACGAUCGACGACUGCAUCAAGAAUCUCAUUCCGCGCCAGAUUCCGCUGCAGCGUCCCCGCAAACCGAACGUAACGACCAGCUUCGUGUACACCAACUUCUACGCCAUGAUGUACUUCAAUGCGGAAACGGCCGGCAUGCGGCAGGAGCUGGACACCACGUUUCUGUGCAAAUUCGACGGAGUCUACUUCAACUUGAUUGUGGACCAUCUGCGGUUUGACCGAACGCUGCUGGCGUCCAAGCUGGAGUCGAUCGCGUCGUACCGGGUCUAUGCCAAGCUGGCCAAUCGCGGCGUCGUGAAGACUGAGGUAGGAGAGGGUUAUGGAGGGGGGAUGGUACCACCGAUAACGGUACAACCCACCAUCAAGGCGGAGCCGGAUUGGGACGUCAAACCGAAACUGUACGGGGAACCACCGAGGAAGAUCAGUCGGUGGAAUUAAGGUUUGAGUUGUUGAAACUGUUGAAUUUCUUUGAAAUUUCUUUGACUGUUGAAUUUUGCUUUGAACUUCGUAACGAUGUGGAAAUAUGCUGAAUAUAUCAUAUUUA
Molecule: messenger RNA, 2133 nt
Organism: Aedes albopictus (Asian tiger mosquito)
Lineage: Eukaryota; Metazoa; Arthropoda; Insecta; Diptera; Culicidae
Exons: 4
Coding region: 204-2027 (607 amino acids)
Cellular component (GO): nucleus
Source: RefSeq, a predicted model, not a curated record